AUGUGGAAAAUAGUGGGAUCACUGGAAACGAUCAAUACUUGAUCGUACUGUGUUUUUUAGCAAUGGAGUGAGGAUUUGGUCAAGAAGGCCGACGCGUUGAAGUGUUCGGAACUGAAACCGGGCACAGAUUACCGUUACCUAAUGGUGAAGGAUGGCGGCGAAUUGAGGAACGUGGCAGAAUUGAGAGAAAUUGUGGACUUCCACAGAACGAAACCAAUGGCUGAACGCGAAAGAAUCUUUGAAAUGAGCGAAGAGUCGAACGCAGGCCUUCGUGAAGCGGCGCUUCCGGCUCAAUCGAGGAUCGGAUGUGUGGAGAAGAAGUGCGAAUUGCCUGUUCUUUGCUUGUUCGGGCCUCAGUAAGUUGGAUCGAAACUGUAUGAAAAGUGGCUCAUAAUCAUAAUUUCAGCGGUUCUAUGAAAAAGACAGCCGCGCAGACGAAGCGAGGAGCGGCCGGAUCGGAGUGUGGACAUGGGACCAAGGAGGACGGACUGUGCUCGGAUUCUGGAAACAUUCCCUUCUUCGUUUCGAUUGCGGUUCUGUUCAUGAGUAUUGUGUUGAAUUUCUGA
Messenger RNA from Caenorhabditis sp. 36 PRJEB53466, 566 nucleotides. Lineage: Eukaryota; Metazoa; Nematoda; Chromadorea; Rhabditida; Rhabditidae. The record is from the annotation of a GenBank genome assembly.